AUGGACUUCAACGCGCGCACAGCGGUGUGGCGUGCCACUGAAACUACAUUGGGCGAGCUGACUUCCUGCCGGACUAACGCCACUCUCAGGCUCGUGAUGGACCUUCAGAACAUGAGAAAUGCGUGUGUGUUACAGAACGUUUGUGCCAGCCCUUGGGAUAUUUUAACAAACUGGGUAGAAGUUUUAUCACUGAGGCUCCUUGUGACCUUCUAUGAGCUGACCCACCAGUUACUUGAUGUCCAGCAGAUCGAUGACCGGCUUGGGUUUCAGCACAAGUGGUGGUCCACUCUCAACAGCCUCGCCAUGGCCAAACUCAUGUCCGAGAGCCUGGCUGGGUGCUGGGCUAAGAGCAUGGACGUGGAGCCUGACUCCCUCUUCCUUCUUGAAGCCUCCGGUAACCUGCUGUCCGGUAACAGCUCGGAGGGUGCCCUCGUAGGGGUGCUGGGUGCCUUGCGGGACACGCAGGAGUGCUUGGUGUGGACGGCAGGGGCGUCACUGAAGCUCCGGUCCCGGGAACUGCUGUCCAGCCUCAGCCUGAAGCUGUGCCUGCUGAGCCUGGCCUGCCUCAUCUACCCGGCCGUGCUCUUCUCCUUCAAGCAGAUGACCGAGUGGAUCCAGAACUAUGCGUGCAGCCUCCGCGAGCGCACCGAGGACCUGAAAAGAGAGCGGAGGCUGGCUGAGGACCUGCUCCACCAGAUGCUGCCCAAGUCGGUGGCCAAGCAGCUCAGGCAGCAGAAGCAUGUGGAAGCGGAGAGCUACGAGCAGGUCACCAUCUUCUUCUCUGACAUCGUGGGCUUCACGACCAUAUCCGCAUCCUGCAGCCCACUGCAGGUGGUCGAGAUGCUGAACAACCUCUACAUGUGCUUUGACACACGCAUCGACUCCUAUGACGUCUACAAGGUGGAGACCAUCGGAGAUGCGUAUAUGGUGGUGAGCGGUCUGCCAGAGAGGAACGGCGAUAAGCACGCAGACGAGAUUGCCAAGAUGUCCCUGGACCUGGUGGCAGCCGUGAGACAAGUUGCCAUCCCGCACAUGCCCAACCAGCGGCUCCAGCUCCGAGCCGGCAUACACACAGGGCCAUGCGUGGCUGGAAUUGUUGGCUACAAGAUGCCUCGCUACUGUCUUUUUGGAGAUACUGUCAACACCGCUUCCAGAAUGGAGUCCACAAGCCUGCCCCAGAAGGUCCAUGCCAGCUCAGCUACCUAUUUGGCCCUGAUGAAGGACAACGCCUACGAACUACAGCUCAGGGGAGAGAUCGAAGUCAAGGGCAAGGGUAAGAUGAACACCUACUGGCUGGUGGGCCACAAGAACUUCAGUGUGCAGAACGACAGCCUGGUGUGCCACUGGAACCCCAACCUGGCCCGCAAGAAGAGAACUCCUGUGGGGAGCAGCGCCUCAAUGGCCAACUCCAGCCUGACCAUCCAGAGCGUGAGUGAGAACAUGACGCCCACCUCUCAGCACCCGUCCCAGCCGGGGUCCGAGGCCACGCUGUGUGUGUCGGUGCAGGUGGAGAACUGCGCUGGCAGCUUCGGCACGCUGGGCUCCAUGGUGGGGGGCCUGCAGGAGAGCCCCAGGCAAAGCGGCUCCUCGCCGGAUCACAGAGCAGACCUGCUCCCGGGAGCAGUGCAGCCCUCAUGAGGAGGAAGGGGCUGAUGAAGGGAGCAGGGGAGGUUUGUGUUUGUGUGUGGACAUGCAUAGAUAUUAGAAAGCUAGAUACCGCAUUGUCCGUCGAGUUCUAUAAGGUGGCAUUCGUGAGCACGGCAGCCAUAUUGGGGCUGCCAUGGCCUACUGGUUAGCACUUCAGACCUGUAACUGGAGGGUUGCCGGUU
Molecule: messenger RNA, 1829 nt
Organism: Alosa sapidissima (American shad)
Lineage: Eukaryota; Metazoa; Chordata; Actinopteri; Clupeiformes; Clupeidae
Product: receptor-type guanylate cyclase gcy-19
Exons: 8
Coding region: 1-1638 (545 amino acids)
Biological process (GO): cGMP biosynthetic process; receptor guanylyl cyclase signaling pathway; intracellular signal transduction
Molecular function (GO): guanylate cyclase activity; peptide receptor activity
Source: RefSeq, a predicted model, not a curated record